Molecule: messenger RNA, 171 nt
Organism: Sphenostylis stenocarpa
Lineage: Eukaryota; Viridiplantae; Streptophyta; Magnoliopsida; Fabales; Fabaceae
Source: the annotation of a GenBank genome assembly
GACACGCAACCAAUAGAAUUAAAGAACAAAAUGGAGAACAAACUGGGAGGACAACGGGAUGCAAUCGCCGAUGAAAACCACCAGUUAGGGCAAGCCAACCACGUCACCGACAAGAUUAAAGAACGAACCCGAGAAGAUAAUAGAGAAUUUUGGGGAGAAUCUAGCACUUAG